Messenger RNA from Diospyros lotus (date-plum), 1610 nucleotides. RefSeq names its product gibberellin 2-beta-dioxygenase 2. NCBI's taxonomy places the organism in Eukaryota, Viridiplantae, Streptophyta, Magnoliopsida, Ericales, Ebenaceae. The transcript has 2 exons. The record is from RefSeq and is a predicted model, not a curated record. Bases 29 to 1240 code for a protein of 403 amino acids.
ACGUAUUCCGUCUCGCUGCUCUGCUAAAAUGGCGUCGUCGACUCACGAGCAGCUCCAUCACCUACCGAACCAGUACGGAACCACCACAGCUCCACCGCCGACGCCGUCGACCACCCAACCCAACCCCCAGUCCUCGUCGGACCAUGCCGACGUUCUAUCUCGUCUGCUGCACCGUCUCCCUCCCACUCUCUCCCUCCCUACCCGCCGCUCCCCACCAACUACGGCCGCCGCCACCGCCGCCAUCUCUCCUCCCCUUAUCUCUCUUUCUCCCCAAAGCCAAAACACCUCCAAGCUCCUCUCCGCCGCUUCGGAGCUGGGUUUCUUCCAACUCGCCAACCAUUCCGUACCUCCCCAACUCGCUCGCUCUGCCGAGUCCGACUCCAUCUCGCUCUUCAGCCUCCCGCGGGAACAGAAACCACUCCUUUUCCCCAAAAACUGGCCUCUGGGCUUCGACGGCGACGAGGACGAGAACGGAGCGAACGAAUCGUUCUGUCUCGAUUCGGCCUGUUCAACUGAGUCGACCGAGUUGUCCUUAGCUUCGCUUCGCGAGUUCACCCGCGAAAUGGAGAAGGUGGGUAUGGAGGUCGUAGAAGCUCUAUCGUGCGCCGUUGGGUUUGAGAACCCGGCCCGUGAGGACCCGACUCGGGUCUGUUCGUUAAUGUGGAUAUCUGACGGGACUAAGCCGGGUUACGGACCGGGUGCGCCUGGUAGGUUAUACCCGUAUGUUGUCGGGUUAGAGUACCAAAUCAGAUGCCAGAAGUACUCGUUGCUUUCGGACUCGGGUUGGGUUUCGGUUUCGCCCCAGGUGGGCUCGAUCUUGGUCACCCUCGGCGACAUUGCUCAGGUGUGGAGCAAUGGAAAGAUAAAGAAGGUGAGAGGAAGGGCUGUCCCAGAUGUUGGGGAUGAAGUUGAGAAUGCGCAGCACAAGAAGUACGGCAUAUCCAUGUGCCUUGUGGUGUCCCUCCCUCUAGAAAGUAGCGUCUCUCCCCGCCUCAUUCCAAGGCUGACUACUAAUGCCAAUAAUGAUAAUAAUAUUGUCGGUGUCGGUGAUGGUGAUGAUGGCCAAGAAAAGGGAGAAGACAACAAAGAUGAUAAAGCUGGCGGCAAUGCAGAAGCAGAAGCAGCAGCAGCAGCAGCAGCAGAUGCUUUCCAGACGUUUUCUUUUGAGGACUACGCUUGGAGAGUAUACCACGAGCGACUCCUCCUGAAGGACCCGCUCGAUAGAUAUCGGAUCAUCUAAUUGAGUUUAAUUUGCGUGUGUGAUAUAUUAUAUAAUAAGGCCAAAAUGGGUUGUUCAUUUCGCCCUUGCUAAUGGGUCAUGCAUUCGGUCCAAUUAGCAGUUGUCCAUAUUAUUAUAUAUAAUAUGUGUGUUUUUUGGCGACGGUGCUCUCCAUCCGCCAAACUUAGUACUUUGGGAGGGCAAUAUAUUUAUAUAUAUAUAUAUAUGUUAUUUAUGCUUUGGGGAAAAUGUUUUUUAAUUAAUUAUUAGCAUCAGGAGGUUGUAUUAGUGGCAUUCUCAUAUCUUUUCCUAUAUAUGUUCUUCACUUUCGAGCUGAUUAUUCGUUCAAAAUUCUGCUGUGGCUUGAGUGGGCUUGUCUAGAGGUGUGACA